UAUUUACAAGCAAAGCAUAAAACAUUAAAUUUAUAAAUAAUGGCUGAUGCGUGGGACAUUAAAUCGCUAAAAACAAAGCGCAAUACACUGCGCGAAAAGUUAGAAAAGCGUAAGAAGGAACGUUUCGAAAUACUUUCCGACAAACAGGAGGAUCAAACGAAUCCCAAAAAGGAGCUUGUUGAGGCCGAUGUGGAGGUGCAGAAGGCGGUGUUGCAAUCUUUAAGUGCCAGCACUUUGGUAUUGCCCAUUGUGUCCACACAAAUUGUGGAUAAAGUUGGCGGCACCAUGGAAAUGAUUAAUUUUAUACUUGGCAAGCUGGCAAAUCAAGGUGCAAUUGGCAUAAGGAACGUCACGAUUGGCACUGAAGCUGGCUAUGAGGUCAUCUCGGUGCAGACCAAGGAACUGCUCGAAAUCUACGACGAUGUCAACGACAGUUGCCAGCAAAAGGAGGACGCGGAUGUCAAGCGGAAGUUGGACGAUGGCCAGGAAGUGGAGGAUGUGCAGCGGAAACAGCUGAAAGUGGAUGCGAAUUCGGCUCGCAAGGAAUCGACAAGUCUGGACGCAUCCGAUGACAUAAUGAUGCUCCUUUCCCUUCCCUCAACACGUGAGAAGCAAAGCAAACAGGUUGGCGAGGAGAUUCUGGAGUUGCUGACCAAACCCACCGCCAAGGAGCGUUCCGUAGCGGAGAAAUUCAAAUCUCAUGGCGGUGCACAAGUGAUGGAAUUCUGUUCCCAUGGCACCAAGGUGGAAUGCCUCAAGGCGCAACAGGUGGCCAAUGAGAUGGCGGCCAAAAAGAAGCUGGAGCGGCGCGAGGAGAAGGAGCUGCGAAGUGCCAACACAACAACAGCAGCAGCUGACACUAACAAUACCAGCAAGAAGCUGGUCAAGAUUGGCUCUGAGGAUGCCGAAGAUGGUGAAAUUAUAGCGGAAACUCUGAACAAUUGUGAGGGUGAAUCUCAAGAGUCAACGGAUGACAGCGAAUCCUCUGGUGAUUCGGAUAAAUGCACCAAGUUGCAUUUUAAAAAGAUUAUACAAUCGCAUACGGAUGAAUCCCUGGGCGAUUGCAGUUUCCUCAACACCUGCUUCCACAUGGCCACCUGCAAGUAUGUGCACUACGAGGUGGACACCUUGCCCCACAUCAACACCAACAAACCGACGGAUGUCAAGACCAAAUUGAGUCUGAAACGCAGCAUCGACUCCAGUUGCACCUUGUAUCCACCACAGUGGAUUCAGUGUGAUUUGCGGUUUCUGGACAUGACGGUGCUAGGGAAAUUUGCGGUUGUCAUGGCCGAUCCACCAUGGGAUAUACACAUGGAGUUGCCCUAUGGCACCAUGUCGGAUGAUGAGAUGCGUGCCUUGGGUAUUCCUGCACUCCAGGAGGAGGGUCUGAUUUUUCUUUGGGUUACGGGACGUGCCAUGGAAUUGGGCAGGGAUUGUCUGAAACUCUGGGGUUACGAGCGUGUGGAUGAAUUAAUUUGGGUCAAGACGAAUCAAUUGCAACGCAUUAUACGCACUGGACGCACGGGACACUGGUUGAAUCACGGCAAGGAGCAUUGUCUGGUCGGCAUGAAGGGGAAUCCCACAAAUUUAAAUCGCGGCCUCGACUGCGAUGUCAUCGUCGCAGAGGUGAGAGCGACCAGUCAUAAACCCGAUGAAAUCUACGGCAUCAUUGAGCGUCUCAGUCCGGGCACCAGGAAAAUAGAACUCUUUGGUCGUCCACAUAAUAUCCAACCCAAUUGGAUAACGCUGGGCAAUCAACUCGAUGGCAUUCGACUCGUUGAUCCCGAGCUAAUCACACAGUUCCAGAAACGUUAUCCCGAUGGCAAUUGCAUGUCGCCAACGGCAGCGGCUUCCAAUGCCAUCAAAAACUGACACACGGAGCAAGUAGCUCCAAUUUAUGACAAUUAACACGAUUAAUCUUAAGUUCAACAAACUGCUAAACUUAAGUUUAAAGCGAGCAACUUGUAAAUGCUAUAAAUUUUUAACUUAAUAUUGACAUGUAAUUAUUAUUUUACAACUUUUCUUA
Messenger RNA from Drosophila innubila, 2026 nucleotides. RefSeq names its product N6-adenosine-methyltransferase MT-A70-like protein (gene Mettl3). Gene Ontology annotation, molecular function: mRNA m(6)A methyltransferase activity; mRNA (2'-O-methyladenosine-N6-)-methyltransferase activity. Lineage: Eukaryota; Metazoa; Arthropoda; Insecta; Diptera; Drosophilidae. Gene Ontology annotation, cellular component: RNA N6-methyladenosine methyltransferase complex; nucleus. Bases 40 to 1872 code for a protein of 610 amino acids. The transcript has 3 exons. The record is from RefSeq and is a predicted model, not a curated record.